Molecule: messenger RNA, 1442 nt
Organism: Hippocampus comes (tiger tail seahorse)
Lineage: Eukaryota; Metazoa; Chordata; Actinopteri; Syngnathiformes; Syngnathidae
Gene: trmt61a
Product: tRNA methyltransferase 61A
Exons: 4
Coding region: 192-1070 (292 amino acids)
Biological process (GO): tRNA methylation
Cellular component (GO): tRNA (m1A) methyltransferase complex; nucleus
Molecular function (GO): tRNA (adenine(58)-N1)-methyltransferase activity
Source: RefSeq, a predicted model, not a curated record
CUGUUUCUCUAGGAAAUGUAUCCACUUCCGGUCUAAUUCGCCCGUUUCCGGUGAAAGCACCGGCACGUGUGGCUACUUAUGUCUACAUUUCUUCGUGCUUGUAACAGUUCCGAAAAAAAAGUUCACUUUUCGAAGUGAGUGCUUUCUGUGAGACACCAAACAAGCGGCGCAGUUGACGCGCGCAUCGGGUCAUGAGUUUUGUGGAGUACUCGGAGGAGAUCCGCGACGGCGACAUGGCCAUCGUGUACCAGGGCCACGAGUCCAUGAUGCCGGUGAAGGUGCGGCACGGCGCCCAAACGCAGACGCGCUACGGCGCCAUUCGCCAUUCGGCCGACCUGAUCGGAAAGCGCUACGGCGCCAAGGUGACGUGCAGCAAAGGGGGCUGGGUGUACGUUUUGCACCCCACGCCCGAGUUGUGGACCGUCACGCUACCGCACCGCACGCAGAUCCUCUAUACCACCGACAUCGCCACCAUCACGCUCAUGCUGGAGCUCAAGCCGGGAUCCGUCGUCUGCGAGUCAGGCACGGGCAGCGGCUCUCUGUCCCACGCCAUUUUGCGCACCAUCGCGCCGACGGGCCACCUGCACACGGUGGAGUUCCACCAACAGCGCGCCCAGAAGGCCGAGGAGGAGUUUGCCGAGCACCGCGUGGACCACCUGGUCACCGUCACCAACGCCGACGUCUGCGAAGACGGCUUCGGGGUGACGGGCGUGGCCGACGCCGUCUUCCUGGACAUCCCCGCGCCCUGGGAGGCCGUGCGGCACGCCAAGGCCGCCCUCAAAGCGCACGGAGGUCGCAUGUGCUCCUUCUCGCCGUGCAUGGAGCAAGUGCAGAGGACGCGGCAGGCCCUGUUGGCCGCCAACUUUGAGGAGCUCAGCACCUUGGAGGUGGUGCUGAGGGUUCACGAGGUUCGCAGCGUCUCCAUGCCGCUGCCCGACUUUGGGCCCGACGCCGAGGCGCCGCCCGACCGCGGCGCCGCCCCCUUGAGGACCACCACGCCGCCCCGCGAGAUGCCCGCCCACACCGGCUACCUGACCUUCGCCGCCAAACCCCGAGACCGCCGCCUUUGAUCGUUUCAACUUUUGCCGAGGACUUGGCGCUUUCCAUCCGGCGACUGUGGCGACUCGCCGUGAUUCUCCAAAGAACCUUCGAAAACCACCGCUGAAAAAAAACCCAAAGUUGUUCUCGUUUUACUCACUUUUGCCGUCUUCAUCGUAUUGCGAACAGGGCGGAGGAACGGCAGAGCAAAGUUCAAUCGUUGAAUUUUCAAUUUUCAAAUGUUUUGAGUUUUUGUUUUUUUUAGAAUUUGAGUUUUUAAACUUGAGAUGAGACUGUCGUGCUUUUUUUGUUGUCGGGAUUGUUAAUACGAAAUGAAAGUUUGUCAAGAGUUGGAAUAAUCGCACUUUUUUUUUUUUUAACGUCAUGGAUAUUGUUAUUAAAAG